AGGAAAGGGAUUCCUGGGGAAGGGAAGGGUGAAGUUAGUGACUUGGGGGGGCUGGGAUUGAUACGAGGGAGUGAAAAGGGACCUGGGAGGGUAUUUGUACAUGGCAAGGGGCGAGGGGGAAGCAGGGAAUGAAUGAUGGUGAGGUGCACUGGCCUCCUCCUCAACACAACUACACUCGUCCUCCUCCUGUCCCUCAUCCCUGCGUGCUCCUGCCCUUCCCCUUCCUCUCCCCAACCCCGCCCCCUACCCAAGGUCGGAGUGUUCCGGGAUGUGAUCAUCGAGCAGGACUACGACCCGCUCAAGGCCGCCAGCGCCAACAUCCGCAUCCCAGCGGGUGAUAUCCGCGACCCCCUGAAACGCGACGUCCUAAAGGGCGAGUACGAGCGCCGCAUGAUGCUCAGCACCGGACGAUUGGAACACGUGCCAGGCGCCAACAACCCCCCCGGAUCCGGUUCAGUUACCGCCCGAAGCGGCGGGGGAGGUGGAGGCGGCAGUACGGCAAGGAGUACGGGACGCAGCCAUGACGGCGGUGUCGUAUUCGUGGGCGCCGGCGCCACUGCCGGUGUCGUCAGCAUGGGGGGCAGCACGGGCAUGGGUAUGGGCAUGGGCGGUGGGAUUAACACCGGCCACAGCGCCUCAGCCUUCGGCGCCAGCACCCACCGUUCCGGUGGCGCCGACGCGUAUAACGGCUACAAUUGUGGCAGUUAUGGAGGUGGUUACGGCGGUUUCGUGGACAAGGAGAAUCCAUGGGGCAAGGAGACGCUGGAUAUACGGCAAUGGGGCGGGUUGGCGGUUGGUGCGACGCCGUACGGGCACUGCAACGAUGGGAUGGGAGAGUACGUCGUACGGCCGCACGCGGAGGACAUUGAGGUACGUCCCAGGGGCUGGGAGAGUUUGUUAUUGGGUGGGCGUCUCAGAUCCCAUGUGCCGAUGGGAUGCACAGACAUUCCAUACAUCCUUUCCUCCAGUUCUCGCUCAGAUGCCAAUCCAUCCGGAUCCCUUUUCUCUACUUUUCUUCUCCUCACCUACGUUGGUCUAACUUCCCUCCCCUCCCUUCUCCUGCCGUACACCCUUAGCUCCGCAAGAGCAGCGUGCCCAUGGAUCACUACACCUACCCGCGCGGCAAUGAAGCAGCCGCAGCGGAGGUGGGCCCCGGCAAGCGCCGCGUGCCGGGUCCGGAGGAGCGGCGCGGCCGGACAGAUCUCUUCGAUGUCGUGCACCACACCUGCCAUCUCAAACCCCAAGAAUACACGGGUGGAGACCGGUGGCUGGAGGCGCGCGGCAAGGCGCAUGCACCGGGGCCGGAGCAACGACGGGGCCGGCGGGACCUGUCCGAUGUGCUGUUGUUGAAAGCACGCGCGGGAUCUGCGGAGGGAUCCGGAGGGGCGGGGGCUGUUGCCGGAAAGGGCGCGAGGGCUGGGGCCGCGGCAGUUGGAGAUAUGUGGUUGGAUGCGAAGGGCAAGGCGCAUGCAGAGGGUCCGGAGGUACGACGGGGACGUGCGGGUUUGUACGAUACGCUGCAUCAGACGAGUAAUCCGUACGAGGGGGGAAGCAAGGUGGGAGAUGCGUGGUUGGAGCACAAGGGCAAGAAGGUGCUGCCGCAGCUGCCGCCGGAGGCUGGAGCAGCGCUGGCGGGCAUUCCGGCGCCGGUGGUUGUACGGCGGUUACCGGAUGAGCGAGUGUACGGCACACAUCUGACGACGAUUCAGGGACAGUUGACGGUUAAGCAAUAGUAGCUGGUUAAUAGAAGGUUACUGUGGCGGGGAAUGGAGGUAGAGGGCAGCGUAGUAGGGGGGAGGAGGAGGCCUGGAGGGUUUUAGGUACAGGAGCCUGGAGGACACGGGCUGUGCGAUUGGUCCUGGUUGUGGCUUCGUUGUUAUUAUGGUGUGGUGGUAUAUAGUAUGCAUGGUCUGCGGGUUGUGUGUAUCUGGAGCGGGGAAACACGGUACCCAGCGAAUGCGUGCAUGGGGCUCACGGCGGGUGCUCACAGCUGUGGGGGGGGGCGGGUUGCAGGAAAUGCGUGUUGCUAUGCACUUGGCGGGGAAAGACGUAGUACUAUUAGAUGUGUUGGACAUGGGAGGAAACAGACUUUAGGCCGUCGGUUUGCAUGUGCGUGGUGAGGAACGAGAUGAGUCUCCACGGGGGGCUUGGGGAAAGAUGAAUGUACGGGGUAACGUGAGUGUCUGACAUGGACGUUGUGGCAGCUGGUUGUUAGCCGCUUGUUAGUUUGACCCUUAGUAAUUGGGAACCUGUGUUUAUGCAUGCAAAAUGUCAUCGACCUAGCAUCCAAGGCCUUCCGUGCAACGGGAGUUUCGUACAUUGAUAUCGGCUCCUUACUCUUUUUCUGCCGCUCUGCCUAAAGAGCUAAGCUGCAUGAUGGCCGAUGACAUGUUAACUGGGAAUGCUGGAGCCCAUUAAGACUUGUUCUUAUCUCAAUACUCGGUGGUAAAAACUCACGCCGAUUGACCAACCAGCGGCAGCGACAACGUACAUUUCACGUACGCACGCUCGGCUGCUGCAGAAGCAGUCCACAUGCAAACCCACAUGCACUGUAAAUCCUGUAAUGCCCGCCUGCCUACAAA
This is a messenger RNA of Astrephomene gubernaculifera, 2582 nucleotides long. The record is from the annotation of a GenBank genome assembly. NCBI's taxonomy places the organism in Eukaryota, Viridiplantae, Chlorophyta, Chlorophyceae, Chlamydomonadales, Astrephomenaceae.